This is a messenger RNA of Anoplopoma fimbria (sablefish), 777 nucleotides long. Its product is annotated as chemokine-like protein TAFA-2. Gene Ontology annotation, molecular function: receptor ligand activity. The record is from RefSeq and is a predicted model, not a curated record. NCBI's taxonomy places the organism in Eukaryota, Metazoa, Chordata, Actinopteri, Perciformes, Anoplopomatidae. The coding region runs from base 272 to 685 and encodes 137 amino acids. The transcript is spliced from 6 exons.
GAGGUUUGGACGCAGGAGGAUCUCGGCUGUGCGGCGGAUGAGGUGCCAAACGCUGCCGAAGAAGAAGACCAACAUUCGUGUCUGAUUCUGACCCAAGGCUGUUUGAUUUCACAGACACCACUCCCGGUUUUUUUCUUUCUUUCUUUCUGUCUUUUUGAGGCCAGUCCAGAGACGCAAAUGUCUCCACAUCACAGACACGCCACUGGAUUGUAGCAGCAGCCCCACCGAUGGUCUGAGAGGGCGUUAAGGUGCGGGAAGGGACAGUUACAGGAUGAGUGAGCGAUACAAGCAGAUCGGAAGUAAAGGGGCUCUACUUGUAAUGGUGCUCGUGAUCAGUGUCUGGGAGAUGACCGUACCAACAGAAGGAGCUACAGCAGCACACCACGUCCCAACAGGCACCUGCGAGGUGGUGGCGUUGCAUCGCUGCUGCAACAAGAACAAAAUCGAGGAGCGGUCACAAACUGUCAAGUGCUCCUGCUUUCCCGGGCAAGUGGCCGGCACCACCAGAGCCGCCCCGUCGUGUGUAGAUGCCUCCAUAGUGGAGCAGAAGUGGUGGUGUCAGAUGCAUCCGUGCCUUGACGGAGAGGAAUGCAAAGUUCUCCCUGAUCUGAAGGGCUGGAGCUGUGCUACAGGGAACAAGAUCAAAACCACUAAGAUUUCGGCGGACAAAGAGCAGCUUUGGUAACGUCAGAUGCUUCACAGCGGAGUUCAGGCGAACCAACACUUCCGGAUCAUCAAAAGAGAAGAAAUUCAUCGGACCUUUUCUGUAAAUAGAGA